This is a messenger RNA of Eremomyces bilateralis CBS 781.70, 1410 nucleotides long. RefSeq lists its product as uncharacterized. The record is from RefSeq and is a predicted model, not a curated record. The transcript is spliced from 3 exons. NCBI's taxonomy places the organism in Eukaryota, Fungi, Ascomycota, Dothideomycetes, Eremomycetales, Eremomycetaceae. Bases 384 to 932 code for a protein of 182 amino acids.
GGUGGGUUGGAAACGGCGAUUUGGUUGGUGGUUGCUGCAGCUACAUCGGUCGUCCCCUGUCACACACAACUGACAACACUGCACCCACCAACACACGAGCUUCACUUGCCUCUGCCAUAAGACUAGCAAUUCCGUCGCAACACCUUUUAAACUCCCGGCAUCCUCGAUCCUACGUCUCUAGAUUCAGAGUCAUCUUUUUUAAGUUUUCCAUCUUCCUAAUUCCGUAGCGAUUCUACUCCAGUUUCUUGGUCCAGGGGACUGGUCGAGAGUAUCAACAGACGAGAAGAGUAUCAUUGAGGAUUCUCCUGAUAUUCCGAGGCCUCUUGCAGAUUCCUGGUGACAAACGAAGGCCGUAGUAUUAUCCAGACAUUCAAAUGAGCUCUAUGAUGGAUCCCUCGGCCGGCUUUGUGGGAAGCGACUCGGGAAAGACGUCCACCCCGAUGAUGGGAACCAGCAACCAGGGCAACGUCACGAAACGCCUCCAAUCCGAACUCAUGUCCCUCAUGAUGUCCUCCACCCCCGGCAUCUCCGCCUUCCCCUCCGCCGACAACCUCCUCCUCUGGACCGCCACCAUGACGGGACCAGAAGGCACCCCAUACGCGGGCCUCACCUUCAAACUGACCUUCCAAUUCCCCACCACCUACCCGUACGCCCCACCCACCGUGCUCUUCCAGACGCCCAUCUACCAUCCGAACAUCGACUUCUCGGGCCGCAUCUGCCUCGACAUCCUGAAGGAUAAAUGGAGCGCCAUCUACAACGUGCAGAGCGUGCUGCUGAGCCUGCAGAGUUUGCUCGGGGAGCCGAAUAAUGCGAGCCCACUGAACGCCCAAGCCGCCGAAAUCUGGGACAAGGAUCCCGCGGAGUUCAAGCGUCUGGUCAUCGGCCGGCAUCGCGACCUCAGCGACGAGGAGAUCCUGGAGGGCUUGUCGUGAGGCAUGGCAUGCGUCCGACGCUUCGAGGAGCGGGUUGCCAACUGUCUCCCUACCUUUCCGGUAUCGAUUCGACGAGCGAGGGAUGUCCCGCGCAUUCAUGACGUUGCACGAUCAUGAGCUGGUAUAAAACGGACGAAGAUGCUGCAUAGACAGAGGAUUUUGAAUCUUGGAAAUCGUGGCGGGGGUUGUACUGCGUUUGUCACGGUGUCGGUGUCGGUGUCGCUGGGAUUGCGGGUUGUAGGUUACGGAUUGCUGGGUUCCUCCUGCACCUUUCGGUUCUUAGGAGUCGCGGGUAGCAGUAUGUUCUGCGGUUGAGCGUAGGGAACGGACGGAGUGCCCUUAAAAAAUGGAACUGCUGCGGUUGCUUUCUGCUAGCGAGCGACAUUGGUCAGGAACUGGAAAUAGAAGCGUUCCUAUUCUUUCUGAAUUUCGUGAUAGGACGUGUAGCAUCGAAACGACACUGGGUGACAGUUCCGCU